AUGGAUGAUUCAAAUGGAACAAAUGAACAUAUUGAGGACGUUGUGGAGGUAAAUGAUCCUGCAGAACCAAGUCAGAAAAAAACUAAGUUAACAUCAGAUGUGUGGCUGUAUUUCAAAAAAAUUAGCAGAGCUAAAGAUGGAAUUGAAAGGGCUGAAUGUAAAGGGUGUAAGAAACCAUUCAAGGUUGGUUCAACUCCGGGACGCAAAGGUAAAAACUAUGGAAUAUCACAUUUGCAUCGUCAUAAAUAUCAGUGUCCAAUGCUUAAAGUUCAUGAUUUAGGUCAAAUGUUCUUGAAUCAAGAAGGUAAAAUGCAAUCUAGAAAAAUAGAUCAAUGGACACACCGUAGUAUCCUUGCUGAAGCUGUCAUUAAGCAUAAUUUGCCAUAUUCUUUCGUCGAGUAUGAUAGAAUUAAGUCUUGGGUAAAUUAUAUAAGUCCAGAUGUUAAGAUGCCUUCUAGGAACAUUUGUGUUGCAGAUGUCAAGAAAGUGUAUGUCCGAGAGAAGGAGAAACUAAAACAAAUCUUAGCAAAAAUUCCUAAUAAGGUAUGCUUGACUUCUGAUUGUUGGACAUCAUCUAACUCUGAGGGAUAUAUUUGUUCAACUGCCCAAUUUGUUGAUAAAAAUUGGAGGUUGGUUUGUAAAAUUCUUAAUUUCUGUCGUAUGUAUCCUCCCCACACUGGAGUUGAAUUGGCUACUGCUAUAUAUGACUGUUUGAAAGAAUGGGGCAUAGAUAAGAAGGUAUUUUCGAUCACUUUAGAUAAUGCCACUGCCAACGAUAGCUUACAAAAUAUUUUGAAAGGCCAUCUUAGGUUGCAAAAGAGUUUGUUGUGUGAUGGUGAGUUCUUUCAUGUGCGUUGUUCUGCUCAUAUUUUGAAUUUAAUUGUUCAAGAGGGUUUGAAAGCAGCUAGUGAUUCCUUGUUUUCAAUAAGGGAAAGUGUUAAGUAUGUUAAAGGAUCGAAUGGGAGAAAACAAAAGUUUGAGCAAUGUGUAAAGGAAGUUGGAAUUGAAACAAAUCUUGGUUUACGUUUGGAUGUAUCAACUAGAUGGAACUCGACAUAUAUGAUGCUUGAUAGUGCACUCCAGUAUGAAAAGGCUUUUGCUAGUCUACAUUUAAUAGAUAGAAAUUAUACUUAUUGUCCUACAUUGAAUCAGUGGAGAAGGGCGGAGAAAAUAUUUCAGUUCUUGGAGCCUUUUUAUGAGACAACUAACUUGAUUUCUGGUUCAAGUUAUCCAACAUCCAACUUGUAUUUUAUGCAAGUUUGGAGAAUUGAGUGCAUGCUUAAUGAGAAUUUGAAUAAUGAAGAUGAGCUGGAUUCAGUUUCUGCACAAGAAAAAAUAGAGCAUGUGAAAAAUAAAUUGUACAAGCUCUAUGAUCAUUAUGGAAAUAAGCAAAAUAUUGCGAGUGCUUCUUCUAGUACUCUGACUACACCAAGUGAAGAAAGAAGUAAAUCCAAAGGAACGGGAUUCAAAAUAUUCGAUGAAUUCAAAGCAUUUGAGAAUGUAUCUGCUUCCAAUGAUGGAAAAUCAGAAUUGGAUAUUUAUUUAGAGGAGCCAAAGCUUGAUUUUGAGAAGUUUCGCGAAAUGGAUGUUAUCAUGUAUUGGAAGAAUCACUCUGGAAAAUAUCCUGACUUAUCAGUAAUGGCGCGAGAUGUACUUAGUAUCCCGAUUACUACUGUAGCAUCAGAAUCAGCAUUUAGUAUUGGUGGUCGUGUUCUCACCAAAUAUAGAAGUUGCAUCCAUCAUGAAAAUGUCCAAACACUUGUUGCUACUCGAAAUUGGUUGCACGGCUUUACUCAAACUCAAAGUGAUAAAGAUGACAAUGUUAAGGCAACUUUAUCAGAAGCGGAUUUAGAUAUGUCUGACAAUGUGAUGGUAUUGGAUAUGCUAUAA
Molecule: messenger RNA, 1890 nt
Organism: Nicotiana attenuata
Lineage: Eukaryota; Viridiplantae; Streptophyta; Magnoliopsida; Solanales; Solanaceae
Product: zinc finger BED domain-containing protein RICESLEEPER 2-like
Exons: 4
Coding region: 1-1890 (629 amino acids)
Molecular function (GO): protein dimerization activity; DNA binding
Source: RefSeq, a predicted model, not a curated record